Messenger RNA from Phialemonium atrogriseum, 2137 nucleotides. RefSeq names its product glycoside hydrolase superfamily. Lineage: Eukaryota; Fungi; Ascomycota; Sordariomycetes; Cephalothecales; Cephalothecaceae. Bases 1 to 1929 code for a protein of 642 amino acids. Gene Ontology annotation, molecular function: beta-N-acetylglucosaminidase activity. The transcript has 2 exons. The record is from RefSeq and is a predicted model, not a curated record. Gene Ontology annotation, cellular component: membrane. Gene Ontology annotation, biological process: glycosaminoglycan metabolic process; carbohydrate metabolic process.
AUGCGCUUGACGCCGCGAUCUCCCUUUUCCACCACCCCUUCGAAGCUAAGGCAACAUUCCUUGAAGAUGCGUGUCAAUAACGUCGUCAAGGUUGUCACAGCCAUCACGUGCGCAUUGGCUGGCGUCGUUGACGCCGUCCAAGUCAAUCCGCUCCCAGCCCCCGUAUCCAUCAAAUGGGGCACCUCGGGCCCGAAGCAGGUCGCUGGGUAUCUGGUCGUCCAGGCUCCGUACCACCAGCUGGUCAACGACGCCUGGAACAGGGCGUUUAACACCAUUGCCUCUUUGAAAUGGGUACCACAGGCCACGGAAGCGCCAAUCCCCACGUUCGAUCCGUUUCCCACUGAGCCACCCGCAGCUACACCCGCAGCUACACCCGCAGCUAGUCCUACCAGUAAUGCAACUCAGGUGUCGACUAAUAAAUCGAAACGCCACGGUUCCCCGCUCCUCAUUGAAGUAAAACUUGACAUCAAGGAUUACAAGGCGGAUCUUCAGCACGGCGUUGAUGAAUCCUACACGCUAGACAUCACGGCAAGCUCACCGGCCAUCGACAUCACUGCCAAGACCGUCUGGGGCGCCCUCCAUGCCUUUACGACGCUCCAGCAGAUUAUCAUCUCCGAUGGUCGCGGCGGGCUCAUGGUCGAGCAGCCCGUGUCCAUCAAGGACGCGCCCAUCUACCCGUACCGCGGAGUCAUGAUUGACACGGGGCGGAACUUCAUCAGCCUGAAGAAGAUCUUCGAGCAGAUCGAUGGCAUGGCCCUCGCGAAACUCAAUGUCUUGCACUGGCACAUCGACGACGACCAAUCCUGGCCGCUGAAGGUGAAGGUCUUCCCGGAGAUGACCAAGGACGCAUACUCGGCGCGCGAGACGUACUCGCACGACGACGUCCGGGACAUCAUCGCGUACGCCCGCGCCCGCGGCGUUCGCGUCAUCCCCGAGAUUGACAUGCCCGGCCACUCGUCUGCUGGGUGGAAGCAGGUCGACCCGGACAUUGUCGCCUGCGAGAACUCGUGGUGGUCCAACGACAAUUGGCCGCUCCACACAGCCGUGCAGCCAAACCCGGGUCAGCUGGAGAUCCUCAACGACAAGACCUACGAGGUGGUCGGGAAGGUGUACCAGGAGCUCUCGGGCCUCUUCACCGACGACUUCUUCCACGUCGGGGGCGACGAGCUGCAGACAGGCUGCUACAACCUCAGCACCAUCACCCAGGAGUGGUUCGCGGCCAACUCGUCGCGGACAUACGACGACCUCGUCCAGUACUGGAUGGACCAUGCCCUGCCCAUCUUCCAGAAGCCCAAGAACCGCCGCCUGAUGAUGUGGGAGGACGUCGCCAUCAACGACCCGCACGCCCACCACGUCCCCAAGGACGUCGUGAUGCAGAGCUGGAACCUGGGGCUCGCCAACAUCAAGAAGCUGACCUCGUCGGGCUACGACGUCGUGGUCUCCUCGUCCGACUGGUUCUACCUCGACUGCGGCGUCGGCGGCUACGUGACCAACGACCCGCGUUACAACGAGAACGCCAACCCGGACCCGGACACGCCCAGCUUCAACUUCGGCGGCACCGGCGGAUCCUGGUGCGCCCCCUACAAGACAUGGCAGCGCAUCUACGACUACGACUUCACCACCAACUUGACCGAGGCCGAGGCCCGCCACGUCAUCGGCGUCACCGCGCCGCUGUGGUCCGAGCAGGUCGACGACACGUGCGUGUCGUCCAAGAUGUGGCCGCGCGCCGCGGCGUUGGCGGAGCUAGCUUGGUCGGGGAAUAGGGAUGCCCAGGGGAACAAGCGGACCACGCUGAUGACGCAGCGGAUCCUUAACUUUAGGGAGUAUCUGGUCGCGGUGGGCGUUCAGGCUGCGCCGUUGGUGCCGAAGUACUGCUUGCAGCACCCGCAUGCGUGCGAUUUGUACUAUAACCAGAGUGCGGUCGUGUGAUAGCGCUUGUUUUGGGGGGGGGGGGGGAAUGUCUCAUUUAAGCCUUAAAGCCAGCUCUUCUAGCCAAAAUUAGAAGUCUGAAGUACCCACGAUUUAAUAGCAUAUAGCCUGUAGUAAAUGCUCUUGUGCACUACUGGCGUUUUGGUUUGGUAUCGGUAAUGCUUUGUGAGAAGGAGCGAAACAGCUGGUGGCUAGACUCACUUCAGAG